GUUUUUCGAUCAACUCUAUCCGGGACGGCGGAUCCAACUUUGUAUGGAUACGACACUUUAAGAAUAGGUACCUUGAGUUCAAAUAGAUAUGCAGAACAUUGGAUAGCUUAUCUUUGCAUCUCCCUAUUGAGAUUAUAGGAUGGCCACUAUGAAGUCACAAUAUCCAUGUCUUCGGCAUCUUUCCUCAUCUUAUCUCCAGCAUUGCCCUCCGAACUUCUCACUUAUAUCCUAAAUUGUCACGUUUACCCUACUACUCUUAUAAUAUGUUCUUCUCGGCAGGAAUUUCUUGCAAGCCUCGCCGACGAUGUAUACCAAGGUCCUGAGGAGCCAGUUCCUGUCGAGCAAGGGGCAGAAACUCCGCUGCCUGGCGUCACGCCGACUGUUCGCAGUGUUGAUGAGGAGCAGGCCAGACAAAAGCAGAGACUUCUCUCAUCUCCUCUUUACCAGGUUGCUACAUCACGACAUAUUCGCGUGAUAUACAUCCCUACUGUCACACAUCUCCGCGCCUACCUGUCCGUCUUCUCACCAGAUGAUUCCAAAAUCCCAGUUCCCCCGGCCAAUUUCAACUCUACGGGGAGACACCCGCCACAUAUAAUAUUGUAUGGGUUCCUAGAGAUGCAUCGCGACACUAGCGAAUGGAGCGCGCAGGGUCUUGGAAAUUCCGCUUCCACGCUAGUAGAGCUGGGUCAUCGAUUAGAUUGGGAGACAGUCAUCAUCGAGCCCCGAAAGCACAACUCCGUACAGCCGUUUCAAGACAUGCUGAAGGAAGUUGUCCCCUUUCUAAGCGGCGGUGGUCGGAGGCUGGGUCCCGACUCAGAAGAAGGGGGUUGGACCGGCCGGACUGUGGAGGUGGGAAGGGUUAUGAAAAGAUGGUUUCAUUUCCAGCGUGGGGAAUGGGAUACGGGGGGCUCUGAAGAUAAAGAACACCCUGAUGCUGAUAUCAAGGGAUGAAAAAGAAAAAUAUUUUGAUGGAUAUUUUAUCAAUUGUCUGUGUUUUCGGAUACUCGAAACGUUGAUUAUGAACUUCAUGUCUACCUAUAUAGACUGUCUAAGCCUUGACCGGCCCUCAACACCCGAACGCCUGCCGUGGUAUCCCCAUCAUGAUCUCGUCACAUAUGCACCAAACAGAUAAGGGAUAGUAAUCAAAUAGCCUGUUCCAUCUCUGUGAUGUACAGUUUGAUGUGCGACUCCAUCUUCAGAUACUCAUCGUAUGCCGCAUGGACCUCACGUUCGAUGUUCUCUUUGAGAUCCAACAUCUUCUUCUCAGUUUGUUCGAUCCGAACUCUCCUUUUUUCGAUCUCAUUACCUUUCGCCGUUCUCUCUUCCGUCAGUUUCUUGUGCAAUGCUCGGAGCUCCUCCAUCUUCUUCGUCGCUUCUUGGGCUUUUUCUCGACUCUGAUCGCGUAGCUUCUCCGUGCGUUCAUUCCACUUGCUUAACUGCCUUUGUAGCAACGCUUCUGUCCUCUCCACUUCUCUGACGUUAUUGCCACGCUCUGAUAAUGUGUCUCGUUGCUUCGCGUUUCGAGCAUUUUCCUCCUCCUCCUUUGUCA
This is a messenger RNA of Annulohypoxylon maeteangense, 1549 nucleotides long. RefSeq lists its product as uncharacterized. The transcript is spliced from 2 exons. The record is from RefSeq and is a predicted model, not a curated record. Bases 166 to 951 code for a protein of 261 amino acids. NCBI's taxonomy places the organism in Eukaryota, Fungi, Ascomycota, Sordariomycetes, Xylariales, Hypoxylaceae.